Emiliania huxleyi CCMP1516 is the source of this 1479-nucleotide messenger RNA. RefSeq lists its product as hypothetical. The record is from RefSeq and is a predicted model, not a curated record. Lineage: Eukaryota; Haptophyta; Isochrysidales; Noelaerhabdaceae. The transcript has a single exon. Gene Ontology annotation, cellular component: cytoplasm. The coding region runs from base 1 to 1479 and encodes 492 amino acids.
AUGUCCCUACUUCUGCUCUCCUUCCUCGCCUCGGCAGACGCGGCGCGUCACCACUGCUCGAGAGAACUGCGCGGCGACUGCUCGAGACGGCUGCGUGGCGACUGCUCGAGACGGCUGCGUGGCGGCGGCGGCAUGGGCCUCUCCAUGGACCGGCCGACACACCGGCUGCGCGGCGGCGGCAUGGACUUCUCGAUGGACGAGCUGCAAAAGGCGAUGUCUGACCCGGAGGCACUGGAGGAGCUCAAGCGACUGACAUCCAACCCGGAGGCGAUGGCCGAAGUGCGGGCGAUGAUGGACGACCCCGAGUUUCGCGCGCAGAUGACUGCGAUGGUGGACGAGGGCGGCGCGGAGAAGCUGGCGUUGGUCAAGGAGCAGCUGGCGAGCAACGACGAGCUCGGCGGCGCCAUCAAUGAGAUGGGGCCGUCGCUCGGCGCGGCGCUCGACUUGCUGAAGCGCUCAUGCGAGGACGCCGCCGCCCUCGAGGCUGCUUGCUCCGCGCUCCUCUCCCUCGUGCGCAACCUCGCCCAACGGCCGGAGGAGGAGAGGUACCGCACGCUCCGCACCGGCUCGCCGGCGCUGAGAGAGAGGCUCACACGUCACGCGGGCGGGCUGCUGUCCCUCGAGGCGAUCGGCUUCCGCGCCGACCAGGAGGAGCUCCGGGCGCGGGAGGGGCGCCGCGCCAAAGCGAAGGAGGAGGGCGGCGAGGAGGAGGAGGAGGACCUCGAGCUGCGGAUAGGAGACGAGGCGCGCGGGGCGGCGGCGCUGCGGCGGGCGGAGCAGCUGAUUGCGACCGCGCAGCGGGAGGGCCGCGCGGCGUCGGGGCUCGCGACGGAGCACGAGCUCCCCUUCGCCCUCUGCGUCGCACUGCCCUCCAUCCGCGCCGUCAUCGGCGGCGACUCGGAGCUUGCGUCCGGCCUCACAAAGCUGCUGCUGCAGAACGACGAGUUCCGCGCCGUGCUGAGCGGUCCCGCGGCGGAGGUCGCGCUGCCGUCGAUCCUGGGCAUGCUCCGCUCGCAGGCGGGUCUGCGUGGGGUCCUCGAAUACUUCUACCCCGAGGUUGCCACGCCACGCGGGCACAGGGUCCGCGCCGUCUCGACGGUCGGGGAGUGGAAGGCGGCGGUGGAGGCUGCGGGGGACAGGCCCCUCGUCGCCCUGCUCGGCCGCGCCGACGACCCGCCGAGCCGCAUGCUGGUCGCGGUGUACAACAAGCUCUCCACCGACCCCGCCUACGCGCCGCUCGACUUUGCCGCCGUGAGCGUCGGCGGCGCCGACGACGGCAUGGCGUUGCGCGUGCUGGACGAGGCGUUCGUGCACGUCAACGCGCUGCCGCUCUUUUGCUUCUACGACGCCGGGAUCGAGCACCGGCGGUGGCGGCUCGCUGGUGCAGACGUGGCCGAGCUGCAGCGCCGGCUGGCGAGGGUGGCGGCGGGGCUGAGCCAGGCAGAGAUCGACGAGGGGCCCGCCGUCGAGGGAGAGUGA